Messenger RNA from Sesamum indicum (sesame), 1324 nucleotides. RefSeq names its product DNA-binding storekeeper. The record is from RefSeq and is a predicted model, not a curated record. Lineage: Eukaryota; Viridiplantae; Streptophyta; Magnoliopsida; Lamiales; Pedaliaceae. Gene Ontology annotation, cellular component: membrane.
AUGUAAGGCGUUCCACUCUAGACUUUCACAUCUGUAUAUUAAUAAUCAAUUCCAUCCAAUCAAUAAAUACGAAGAAAAAGGACAAAAACUGAAAAAAGAUAAAAAAAUAAAAAAAAAAAAAAAAAGAUGGAAACCCAAACAAGCAAAAAAAGGGGAGACAAAUGGAUCCGAAAGCAAAGAGGGCAAUGUGGCGUUAACCGCUCUGCCUCUGCCAUAACCAUGAAAAACUCCUUCAACACCUCAAAAACCUCAACUCCUCGAUAUCAGCAACCACCAACUUUCCAUCCUCCGCCGCCCCAAUUCUCUUUGCUGUAUUCCCUCCUACCGUAGCUCUAUUAUACACGAAGCUCCAUAAUCUGAUUAUUCCCAGAAAUCCCUAAUUAUAUUUGUGGCCAAUUCAUCUUCUCGUGUUCAGAUCAUGGAUUUUGAGACCCUGAAAUUUCUGUCAAGCCCUCUUCCUCUUUUUUUCACCGGUUAUUUGAUCCUCUACCUCAUUGCUUAUUUCAUCAUUUUCCGGUCCUGGGCAAGAAGGCUACGCCCCGAAGCUUCCAGCUGCGCCAUAUCCCUAGCUCAUGGCACUCCGGCAGUGUUCUUGGCCUUUCGUGCCAUUCUCUUUGACUCAGCACCGGAUUUCCACUCUCAGAACACCCCGUUCCAAAGUCUCGUCCUGGAUUACAGCAUUGCCUAUUUCUUUAUGGACCUUGUCCAUUACUUAAUCUUUUACCCCACAGACGUUCUCUUCAUCGGCCAUCAUUUAGCCACUCUCUUCGUGUUUUUGACCUGCCGCUACGUUGUUUAUCAUGGGGCUUGCGCCAUUCUCGUGCUUUUGAUUUUGGCCGAGGUGACGAGCUUGUGCCAGAAUGUCUGGACUCUCGCCAGCGCCAGGAGAUCGGAUGUGAAAUUUGCUGCCAAAUUGUAUGAUUUCCUGUCCCCUCCGUUUUAUGCUUUGUACUCUGUCGUCAGGGGUUUUUUGGGACCUUAUUUUGUGUACCGAAUGUUGGUAUUCUACUCGAGUGGGGCUGCGGAUAGCGUGAUACCGAAAUGGGUUUGGAUUUCAUGGGUUUUUGUUGUCUUCACUGCGAUUUCUGUUAGUAUAUUGUGGAUUUCGAAUCUUUGGAUUCAGAUGUACAGAGAAAAGAUGAAGAAAGUCGAAAAGAAAGUUUCAUAAAUGCUGAAAAAAGAACAAAAGUUCAUUCUUUUCAGGUGUUUAAUGCUCCUAUAUUGUAUUCUAUGUAAUGUGUGAGAAAAGUAUGUGAAUGCAAAAUCAUUCUCGUUCUGUUCUUGCAAUAAGAAUGUGGUGAUUGUGUUUUAUGUUGGAUGAUUA